CUGCGACAUUUCAACUGUUUCCCCUUUGACUUUGGUGUGCUGCAGCAACACAGGAAGAUGGUCUCUCAGGGGAUUCAGAUCACCGCUAUGAUCAUUGCUACGAUCGGCUGGCUGUUGGACAUAGUGGUGUGUGGCUUACCGAUGUGGAAGGUGUCUGCUUUUGUAGGAGCCAACAUCAUCACUGCUCAGACCAUCUGGCAGGGCAUGUGGAUGAACUGUGUGGUGCAAAGUACGGGUCAGAUGCAGUGCAAGGUGUAUGACUCCUUGCUGGCGCUGUCUCAGGAUCUGCAGGCGGGUCGUGCCAUGAUCGUCAUUUCCAUCUUGCUGGGGAUCUGUGGUUUGUUUUUGGCCAUCGCUGGUGGAAAGUGCACCAACUGCAUUGAGGAUGAGCGAUCUAAGUCAAAGGUCUGCAUUGUGUCCGGGGUUUUUUUUAUCCUCUCCGGGGUGCUCUGCCUCAUUCCGGUGUCCUGGUCCGCCAACACCAUCAUUAACAACUUCUACAACACAAUGCUUUUGAACAGCCAGAGAUAUGAGUUAGGUGCAGCGCUCUACAUCGGCUGGGCAGCUUCUGCCCUGCUUAUGAUAGGAGGGGGGCUGCUGUGCUGGAACUGUCCUCCCAAAGAUGAAGACCUUCCCUAUGUAACCAAAUCCAGAUUCACUCCUGUGAAGACAGCCUCAACAUCCAGAGAAUAUGUGUAAAUGUUUCUUUUUAGCAUGGACUAAUAAGUAUAAGACAGCUCACAACUGUCAUAUUGAUUGGAUGAGAGAAGCCAAAAAAGGCCAUAAAGAGGACUUCUCAGCCUUUAACAUCCUAAAAAGGAAGGUUGAUUAGAAUUUAUGCAUUUUUAAUAGCCAAGCUCACAAAAAUGUCCACUCUGAGUUGGCUUUUAUGACAUUUAUUCUUAAGAUUGUAUGUUGUGAUAAUUCAAGAAAUUGUCUCUUUUGAGUAUUGGUUGAAAAACAGAUUUUAAAACUUUAUUUAAUUUCAUUGUGAUUAUCAUGGUUUUUGAUAUAUCAAAAAAUGUAGGUAUCGCUAAGAAAAAUUGUUGAAAUUUAAAAAAAAGAAAGAAGCAAGUCUAACAAAAACAUGUCUGAAUAUACAAAUGUUUUAUCUUGUAAAAUAGUUUGCCAUAAUAUGAGCAUGCUUUGCAUUUUCAAAGCAUAUGAAUCCUUCAAAAUUUGACUUUGGUCAUUUAGCUUUUAUUCUUAAUCAUAUAUAUCUGUUGUUGAAAGAGCAGAGAUUAGCAUAAUAGUAAAAUGUGCUAUACAGUUAUUUUCUGGUUGAAAAUGUUUGUCUCAAAAUCUUCUUCAUGUAAACGUUGGUGGCUUUUAACACUUUUCCUAUUUUUAAACAUCAAUAUGAAUUUAUUAUUGUUCUUUGAACAUUUGUAAAGGUGUUAAAGAGAGUUAUAUCUAAUAAGACUCUUGGGAUUUUACAUUGCUGUGCUGUAAAAAAAUGAAUAAAAGUAAAGUAGCAUUAGAUUGUUUUCGUAAUAUUUUUUAGGUAAGUAAGAGCAGUAUCAUGUGACACAGGUGUGUCUCCAUAGUUCUGUUUAUAGAAAGGUUUCUGUCAUGUGCUGUUGUGGGGCAGGAUCUGUUUAUGCUUUCUGGAAAGCAAUUGCUUUCGAUUCAGAGGGAAUAGAUCACUUUCAUAUUCAGAGUUUGUUUUCCAGCGUUGAGGGGCCACCCCUUAGACUUCCAGGAUACCAGCAAAUUCACUGUCUUUAUAAUUUUUUUUACUUAAAGCAGCAACCCUAAACAUCUUUUAAAUCUCGGUUUUCCAAAGUUAUUAACUGUAUCACAGACUUAUUUAAAAGUUUUUUUUUCUUCACAUCUACGCUUAACUUAGUGCCUCAGUAAAAUUUGUUUGUUCUCCAGUGUAUUUUUUUAUCCAAUAAAUAUUUUUUGUAGUUUGCGCAGACUGGCAUUAUAAAUUAAACUCUUGUUAAAACAA
This is a messenger RNA of Cyprinodon tularosa, 1954 nucleotides long. RefSeq names its product claudin-4-like. Gene Ontology annotation, cellular component: plasma membrane; bicellular tight junction. Gene Ontology annotation, biological process: bicellular tight junction assembly; cell adhesion. The record is from RefSeq and is a predicted model, not a curated record. NCBI's taxonomy places the organism in Eukaryota, Metazoa, Chordata, Actinopteri, Cyprinodontiformes, Cyprinodontidae. The transcript has a single exon. The coding region runs from base 58 to 699 and encodes 213 amino acids. Gene Ontology annotation, molecular function: structural molecule activity.